Messenger RNA from Camelina sativa (false flax), 692 nucleotides. Its product is annotated as cyclin-B1-2. The record is from RefSeq and is a predicted model, not a curated record. Lineage: Eukaryota; Viridiplantae; Streptophyta; Magnoliopsida; Brassicales; Brassicaceae. Gene Ontology annotation, biological process: proteasome assembly. Gene Ontology annotation, cellular component: nucleus; cytoplasm.
ACAAGAAGAAGAAAGCAAGAAAGAGGAAUAGAAGAAGAAGAAGAAGAAGAAGAAGUUGAAACAAACUAAGAGAAAAAAAUGGAGUCUCAGAAGAAGAUAGCUCAUGAGAUCGGUGGUGUUAAGAAUGAUGCUCUUAGAUUUGGUCUCCACGGCGUUAAGAGCGACAUCAUCGGAUCUCACCCACUCGAGUCCUCUUACGAAUCUGAAAAGAAAUCGAGAGAGACGAUGAAGAGGAUGGUCAUUGGACAUACCUAUGGGACUGCACUUCCAUUGAAGAUGGAUAUGGAUAGGCAAAUCCUCUCAAGGUUUCAGAGACCUGCUGGACCAAUUCCAUCGUCAAUGCUCGGUUUAGAAGUUUACACAGGAGCCGUGGAUGACUUUGGUUUUGAGGAUUACUUGAAUGAUCCUCGUGAAUCCGAGACAUUCAAGCCCGUAGACUUUCACCACGGGAUGGAAGUUCGUCUCGGCAUCUCAAAGGGCCCGGUUGACCCAAGUUUCAUGUAAGGCCACAUCAUGGGUGGGUUGCUGUGUUUUAGCUUUUGAAUCAUGGAAUCAAGUUAGAUCGUGUAUGAACUUAUUUCAACCAUAGACCUUAUAUAUUCUCUCUUGACCCAAGUUUGAAAUCAGAUGAGACAACCUGAUCAGUUCUAGUAUGUCAAGUUUUGUGAAACUAAAAUAUCAUGUUUUAGUUA